AUGGUAAAUAGGUACCAAGAGGGCAAAGAAGCACCAGGGCCUCCAACUCGUCAGAGCUUUUGUGAGAAGUUGGAAAAGGUUCCUGUCCAGCCGCAUGGCACACCUGCUCUUUCCAUCACUAGCAAGGAAGAGCUGGAAUUUAAACCAGGACUUCUAACUGCUCAAACAGCUACCAGCCUAUGGGAUGCAUAUUCAGGCCUAUUAAGUAAUCAAGCCAUGAUCCUGGCCAUGAAUUCCAGCUUCGUGGAUCCCUCAUUGCAAUUUGAAACUCAACUGAAGAUAACAGAGUCAUCCUUUAAAAUGGUAUUUUCUAUACCAAGUCUUGACAAAGUGAAAGAAAUAGGGAAGAGUGAAGAUAAGCAAGAGGACCUGGAGACUUUAUACCGAAGUAUUUUCAACGUGUAUGAGGACACUCUUCUGAUCUUAGUGUCUAAAGACUUCUACAAACUGCAAAUCUUAAAGGAAAUGGCUGUGUGGAUGAAUGAAGACAGUUCAUACCUGCAGGAAAGAGCCAUGGUGAUCAUCAGCAGAGUCCUAAGCUUUGCAUCCAGGAAAGUCAAAGGAUAUACAAGUGUUGAUGCUCCAUGUUUGGGUAUCCUGGCAGCAGAACUGUCUCUUUUGUGUUCUCACACUGAUCCCUCAAUCACACAACAAGCAUCCUUGGGAAUGUAUCACCUCCUCUGCAUUGCAAAGUGUCAGACGGAUAUUGCAAAAAAUAAAACGACAAAGUAUGCUAAGCCUGGAAGUCACUGCCUCCAGCCUUCUCCCUCUGAUACAGAAUUCCUACCCAAGAUCUUGCAGAGGGACAAAACUAAAAUUGCUCAGAGUGUAGGAAAAACCUUAUUGCCAUCCCUACUGACUGACUUUGUGUGGACUCUCCUGAUGAAACUCUCUGUACCUGACCCUGUAACUGCAUCUGAGGCGGCAGCCAUACUGAAACUGACUCUGGAAUAUCAUGCCCCUAAGGUCACCAUGGUGUCUAAAAUUGUGGAUGCUAUUUAUAAGCAACUGCGUGCAAAUGCUUCACACACUAUGAAGCAAGCCAUGUUGCGGGUCAUCACUCUGUUGACACGUACUUCACCAAAGAAGGUCAUCUUUCAACUUAUGGACUACCCAGUCCCAGCAGACAACACUUUGAUACUGAUGUGGCAAGCAGCCGGUUCUGAGUCAAGUGUGGCCCCUCACGUACUGAAGACAAUCUUGCUGAUACUGAAAGGAAAGCCUGGGGAAAUGCAGGAAAGAAUAACGGAAAGAAAACGUUUCUCUCUCGACAUUACUAACAUGAUGCCUGUGGCGGCAUCCCAGGCCCUGUGCACAUUGCUGCCUGUUGGUUGUUACAAGAAAGCAGUGGCCCAGUUUUUCCCCCAGCUUUUGAUGGCCCUCAUGCUUCAACUCUUUUACAGCAGCAACCUGAGACUGUUGACAGAGGACAGGCCUUUCUAUGCCUGCAAUGCCCUGAGAGUUCUGCUGAAUUGUUCUGGACUACAACAGGUCAAUACCGCUCUACAGAGAAAGAACUGCUGGAACCAGUUUUCCCAGGUGCUGUUUCACCAUCACGGAGUCUACCUUGUUGCCAAAACUCUCAGUGAAUACAACUUUCCACAAUUUCCAGAGACUUUGCACUAUCUCUACAAGCUCUCUGUGGAAGGUCCUAGAAGGUCAGAAGACAGUGUCAUCACAAUAAUAUUCCUCACUGAACUUCUCAACAACUUCUUCAAGGACCCAUUCCCAGAGGAAUUUUUGGUUCUCUUCAGAAACUGGGUCAAUGACUCUGACCCUGCAGUUAGCAAACUGAGCCUUCAGAAAAUUGCCAGCAUGGCACCAGUUAUCAAUGAGAUAGAAAAUGUCAGCAGCUUAUUAUUAUCCAUCGUGGAUGCCUUCCUUUCCAAAGACAAGACUGUUGUAAUUCGGGCCUUCAUGACCCUUCGAAGUCUUCUAGUCAGACUGGACAAGGUGACCUACUCCUCCCUGUGUGCCAAAAUUGCUUCCAGCUACUGUCCUCUGAUGGAUCAUAGUAAUGGAGGCAUUCGGAGUAUGGCCAUUCGACACUUUGGUGAGUUACUCAGGGACAUGAGUCAUUACACAUGGAUGCUAAAUGAUGUGGUUUUCAGAGGCUUGGUGCCUCUGAUCCUGUUUUUGGAAGAUACAGAAGCAAGAGUAGUUAAAGCAUGUAAACAUACACUAGGAAUCUGUGCCUCAGAAUUAAAAUGGUCGACAUCAUACUUGUUCAAUGACGAAUACUACAGUUUUGAGCUGGUAGUGCUCAACAUCUGUAACAACCUUCUUAUUUCUCACGGGAACUACAUUACAGAUUUAAUAUCUGAUACCUUAGGAUACCUGAGGAGCUCCAGAACACAUCUGAGGAGAGCAUCAGUUAUUUUAAUAGGAUACUUGGCAAAAUUGGGUGGUUAUUUACUGCACAGAGAUGAACUUGAAGUCAUGCUUGAGGCUGUUGACCGAGUGCUUCGGGAUGACGAUCCUACUAUCAGGGAACUGGCAGGAAUAACACACAAACUUUUUAAGGAAAUAGCCUAUACGCUGACCUCCUCAAAUAUUAAACAAAGCUUCCGAAGAUUCUUUAACUUCAUCUACAUCAAAAAAUUAGAGCCUCUUUAUAAUUAUAACCUGCCCAAGCACCUGACAGGCAGUCCUAUGGGGAUUAAAGAAACCAAGAAUGAUUAGGAAGCCAAUGUAGAGGAUAAUUAUGAAGACGAACUGGUAAAGAAUGAGAGGUUCGCCAGUGUUAUGGAGCACACCU
Molecule: messenger RNA, 2758 nt
Organism: Camelus dromedarius (Arabian camel)
Lineage: Eukaryota; Metazoa; Chordata; Mammalia; Artiodactyla; Camelidae
Gene: MROH9
Product: maestro heat like repeat family member 9
Exons: 21
Coding region: 1-2682 (893 amino acids)
Cellular component (GO): cytoplasm
Source: RefSeq, a predicted model, not a curated record